AUGGGUUUGUCUGACAACCAGGAGCUGCAGAUCUUUCAUGCUUUGCUCUUCUUGGUGACAUACUUAUUCAACUCAGCAGGGAACUUCACCAUUAUCACCAUCACAACACUGGACCCACAGCUCCACUCUCCAAUGUAUUACUUUCUGAAGCACCUUUCCAUUCUGGACUUCUCAUCCCUCUCUGUCACAGUUCCCCAGUAUGUUGACAGUUCACUGGCACGAAGUGGCUAUAUUUCAUAUGGACAGUGCAUGAUUCAGGUUUUUCUCUUCACAGCUUUGGCCUGGAGUGAGAUGGCCAUUCUCACAGUGAUGUCUUAUGACCACUAUAUGGCCAUCUGCUUCCCACUGCACUAUGAGGUCAUCAUGAGUCCCAGAAUGGGCACUUGGGCUGUGGCAGCUGUGUGGUUAAGUGGAAGCAUCUCUGGAACUUUAUGUGCAACAGGUGUACUCUCUAUCAGAUUCUGGGGUGACAGAAUUAUUCACCAAUUCUUCUGUGAUGUUGCCCAGUUGCUCAAACUCUCCUGCUCUAAUGAUUACCUUGCAAUAAUGGGAGUGGUUAAUUUUGUGGCUAUAAUGGCCUUUGCUUGCUUUAUUGGGAUUGUCAUCUCCUAUGUCCACAUAUUCUCCACAGUUCUCAGGAUGCCAUCUGCUGAAAGCAGGUCUAAGGUUUUCUCGUCUUGCCUUCCCCAUCUCUUUGUUGUCUCAUUGUUUUUUUCUACAGGAACCUUUACAUAUCUAAAUCCAACCUCAGACUCUCCAACUGCUUUACAGUUUUUAUUCUCUAUCUUUUACACAGUACUACCUCCAACUCUCAACCCUGUUAUUUGCAGUCUAAGAAAUAAGACCCUAAAGAAUGUUGCAAGGAAGUUAUUGUUUAAUACAAAAUAUCACUUGUUGGAAUCAUUAGGCCCAUUGUUUAUUACUGUUUAA
Messenger RNA from Apodemus sylvaticus (European woodmouse), 930 nucleotides. RefSeq names its product olfactory receptor 14J1-like. Bases 1 to 930 code for a protein of 309 amino acids. The record is from RefSeq and is a predicted model, not a curated record. NCBI's taxonomy places the organism in Eukaryota, Metazoa, Chordata, Mammalia, Rodentia, Muridae. The transcript has a single exon. Gene Ontology annotation, biological process: G protein-coupled receptor signaling pathway. Gene Ontology annotation, molecular function: olfactory receptor activity; G protein-coupled receptor activity. Gene Ontology annotation, cellular component: membrane.